CUUAGAUGCACUAUUGUAAAGUGGCUGUUCCACUGGAUGUCAGAAGGUGAAUUCACCAAUUUGUAAGUCGCUCUGGAUAAGAGCGUCUGCUAAAUGACUUAAAUGUAAAUGUAAGUAUACAGUAUGGUGUCGUCUGCAUAGAGAUGUAUCAGAGAAUCACCAGCAGCAAGAGAAACAUCAUUGAUGUAUACAGAGAAGAGAGUCGGCCCAAGGAUUGAACCCUGUGGCACCCCCAUUGAGACUGCCAGAGGUCCGGACAACAGGCCCACCAAUUUGACACACUGAACUUUAUCAGAGAAGUAGUUGGUAAACCAGGCGAGGCAAUCAUUUGAGAAACCAAGGCUGUCGAGUCCACCGAUGAGGAUGUGGUGAUUGACAGAGUCGAAAGCCUUGGCCAGGUCGAUGAAUACGGCUGUACAGUACUGUCUUUUAUCGAUGGCGGUUAUGAUGUCGUUUAGGACCUUGAGUGUGGCUGAGGUGCACCCAUGACCAGCUCUGAAACCAGAUUGCAUAGCGGAGAAGGUACGGUGGGAUUCGAAAUGGUCGGUAAAACUGUUUGUUAACUUGGCUUUCGAAGACCUUAGAAAGACAGGGAAGGAUAGAUAUAGGUCUGUAGCAGUUUAGGUCCUGGGUGUCUUUUGAAGAGGGGGAUGACUGCAGCAGCUUUCCAAUUUUUAGGAAUCUCGGACGAUACGAAAGAGAGGUUGAACAGAAGGAAGAAGGAUCAGUAUUAGAAGUCGACUGAUCAUGAUAUCAACGCUGAUACCGAUACCGAUUAUUGGACCAAAAAAAAAUCGGACAUUUUUUAUUAUUUUAUUUAUUUGUAAUAUUGACAAUUACAAUAAUACUGAAUGAACACUUAUUUUAGCUUAAUAUAAUACAUCAAUAAAAUCAAUUUAGCCUCAAAUAAAUAAUGAAAUAUGUUCAAUUUGGUUUAAAUAAUGCAAAAACAAAGUGUUAGAGAAGUAAAAGUGCAAUAUGUGCCAUGUAAAAAAAGCUAAUCUUUAAGUUCCUUUCUCAGAACAUGAGAACAUAUGAAAGCUGGUGGUUCCUUUUAACAUGAGUCUUCAAUAUUCCAAGGUGGAUCUUUUUGUAUUGGUAACUCUCCCUGAUCAUCCCUCAACCCUGCCCAUCCGAGUUUACCCUUGACCCCUUCCUACAGCCACCAUGACAUCGAACUCAUGGCCGCAGCUUCUGGCUUUCAAGCUGACCUCUCCACCCCGCGACCCUGGGAGUCCAAAGUGGAUCUUCAGCUGUGACGAGGAGAUAGAGCGUCGCUAUGAGAUCGUUCCCUCUGUGGUCUGCUCCAUGUGCUGCCUCUUUGGCAUCAUAUACUGCUUCUUUGGUUACCGUUGCUUCAAGGCGGUGAUGUUCCUAACAGGCUUGAUGUUUGGCUCCGUCAUCAUCUUUCUGCUGUGUUAUAAGGAGCGUGUCCUGGACACCCAGCUGAGUGUGGAGGCAUCGGUGGGCAUCGGCCUGGGCAUCGGUACCCUCUGUGGCCUGGUCACCAUGCUGGUGCGCUCCGUGGGACUCUUCAUGGUGGGGCUGUUGCUGGGAUUACUGCUGGGCAUCGCCUCACUUGUGGUAAUGGAGGAGUUUCACCACCCCCGGACGGUGUGGGUGCCCCUGGGGGUGUUGUUGGGGUCAGGCAUGCUGUUCGCCGUCCUCACCCUCCAAUGGCAGUGCUUCUUCACCACCCUCUCAACCGCUGUGUUCGGCUCGGCUGUCAUCACCGUCACUGUGGACUACUUCCUCGAGCUGUUCGCUCUGGUCAGAUACAUGUCGGAGAGGAUCACUACGUGGCUCCGACAACCCGUCCUCUCUGCUGGUUCACCUGGGUCGUCAUGGGGGUGUGGCCUGUCCUGGCACUACUGUCCUCUAGAUAACACUACCAAUGGAAGGUAA
Oncorhynchus masou masou (cherry salmon) is the source of this 1905-nucleotide messenger RNA. Its product is annotated as transmembrane protein 198-B-like. Gene Ontology annotation, cellular component: cytoplasmic vesicle; plasma membrane. The record is from RefSeq and is a predicted model, not a curated record. NCBI's taxonomy places the organism in Eukaryota, Metazoa, Chordata, Actinopteri, Salmoniformes, Salmonidae. The coding region runs from base 1168 to 1905 and encodes 245 amino acids. The transcript has 5 exons. Gene Ontology annotation, biological process: positive regulation of canonical Wnt signaling pathway.